Zootoca vivipara (common lizard) is the source of this 1794-nucleotide messenger RNA. RefSeq names its product SIR2 antiphage like 2 (gene SIRAL2). Lineage: Eukaryota; Metazoa; Chordata; Lepidosauria; Squamata; Lacertidae. The record is from RefSeq and is a predicted model, not a curated record.
UUCGGCUGCGCCGGUGGCGGCGGGAGAAGGGGUUGUGCGUCGCGUUGCGCCGGACGGGAGACCGGUCACCGAGGAAGCGGCAGCAGCGGCGGCGGCGGCGGCAGCGCCAGGAGCUGGAGAAAUGGAUUCAGCCGAAAGAGCUACAAAUGGAAGUGAACAAAAAUCAAGGAAAUUUUUAAAAAGCCUUGUGCGGAAGCAGCCCCAAGACCUCCUGUUAGUGAUUGGAACGGGCGUGAGUGCUGCUGUAGCGCCAGGAAUUCCAGCCUUGUGCUCCUGGCGAAGCUGCAUUGAAGCCGUCAUUGAAGCCGCGGAUCAGCUGGAGGUGCUACACCCGGGGGAUGUGGCUGAAUUCCGCAAAAAAGUGGUCAAAGAGCGAGACUUGCUUGUGGUUGCACAUGACCUCAUCAGAAAGAUGUCGCCGCGCACCGGAGAUGCCAAGCCCAACUUCUUUCAGGACUGCCUAAUGGAGGUUUUUGAUAACUUGGAGCAACACAUUCAGAAUCCUGUUGUUCUGCAGUCAAUUCUUCGGCUAAUGGAGAGAGGCACUAUGGUGCUGACCACAAACUAUGACAACUUACUUGAAAUCUUUGGUCAGCAACAGGGUAAACCAAUGGAAUCUCUUGACUUAAAAGAUAAGGACAAGGUUCUCCAGUGGGCAAAAGGACACGUCAAAUAUGGAGUUCUUCACAUUCACGGUCUGUACGCUGAUCCCUGCGGAAUGGUGUUGGAUCCCUCAGGAUAUAAGGAUGUUACUCAAGACCCUGAGGUGAUGGAGGCUCUGCAGAACCUGUACCGGACAAAAUCGUUUUUGUUUGUGGGCUGCGGAGAAACCCUGCGUGAUCAGAUAUUUCAGGCCCUCUUUCUGUACACUGUCAAAAACAAAGUGGAUCUAGAACAUUAUAUGCUGGUGCUUAAAGAAAAUGAAGACCAGUUUUUUAAACUCCAGGCAGAUAUGCUCCUACACGGAAUAAAAGUAGUAUCCUAUGGAAAUUGCUUUGAAAGUUUCCCAGAGUAUGUUCAAGAUCUCUCCACUCAGAUCUGCAAACAGAGAAGUCCAGAUGCAGAUCGGGUGGACAGUACAACACUUUUGGGAACAUCUUGCGUGGAUUGUGCCAAGAGACGGCUAGGGGAGAGCAGUAAUGACCAACUUAAGAGACCAAGGCUUCCAGAUAAUGGUAGUGUUGAAGAUGUUGCCCUCUCUGAAUACAAGAAUGUAACUUGAACAACAGUGGUCUACGAUGAGAGUCUCAUCUGAUUAUAUCAUGGAUAAGGAUUCCAAGAGUGGCCAAGAAGAUCCUUUAAAUUUAUAUGCAUUGUUUAGUAAGAAUUGUUUAGGAAUGGAUUUUCUAUUACAGACUUGUACACCUAUUCAGGAUAUGUACAUUUUAAGGGUCUCCGUUAACCAAUUUGCAACUACCUCAGUGAAGGAAUACUGCAAAAGGAUAUAUAGCUUCUGACAUAAAUCUGUGAAACAGCGUUUUACCUUCUUUUAAUUGGACUAAUUUUGUUUCCAUUCGUCUGAAUCCAAAGGUGAGUAUUAGAAAUCAUCUUCUCACAAGGGCAGUUGUGAGAAAAGUGCAUGAGAACUGCUACAGAACCUACCCAUCAGAGUGAACUCUUGUGCAAACAUCUGUGGAACAGCAGUUAUGGUAAUUUUUAUUUUGCUUACUCCUACCCAUUGCAAAUGAAAACAGGUUUUGCACAUUUUGUAAGUUUAAAAAAAAACUUGGUUGCAGUGGGGAACAAUAAGGGCUUUUAAUUUAUGUACAUUUUAAUAAAGAGAUUUGAAACCCA